Messenger RNA from Mesocricetus auratus (golden hamster), 16166 nucleotides. It is a transcript of the gene Gramd1b, whose product is annotated as GRAM domain containing 1B. Bases 275 to 2956 code for a protein of 893 amino acids. Gene Ontology annotation, biological process: intracellular sterol transport. The record is from RefSeq and is a predicted model, not a curated record. Gene Ontology annotation, cellular component: plasma membrane; endoplasmic reticulum-plasma membrane contact site; endoplasmic reticulum membrane. The transcript has 22 exons. Gene Ontology annotation, molecular function: sterol transfer activity; sterol binding. Lineage: Eukaryota; Metazoa; Chordata; Mammalia; Rodentia; Cricetidae.
GGCAGGCGACUGUCACUACGUCCGGGGUCGCUACUCCCGCAGCGGACUGUGCGAGGAAGCGCGCUCCGAAAACUUCUAGACCGCAGGAGGCGGCGUCCCCACCAGUCCCCUCCUCUAGGCGCUCCAGGAAAAGGAACUUGAUCUACUGGCCGGCUCGAUCUGUUCCCUGAACGUGAGAGCAGAUAGUGCCACCGGCCCCGGAGUGGGGAACCGCGAGGGGGAGCCGCGAGCCAGGCUGCAGGUGGAGGGCACCGGGCAGAGGCCAGGGACCCCGAUGCCGGCGGCCAACAUGAUGGAGAACCUGCAGCUGCCCGCCCUGCAGGUGCCCGAGACGCAGGGCGCGACCGAGGGCAGCGCGGUGUGGUCCAGCUCGUCCACCCCUACGCUUCGCCGCCGGCGCUUUAAAAUGCGCCGGAUGAAGAACGUGCAAGAGCAGAGCCUGGAGGCCGGAUUGGUAGUCCCGGACCUACCCAGCGUUCUGGCCCCAGGCAAGGAGUUCCUGCAGCUGCCGUCCAUUGAGAUUACGCCCUCCAGCGACGAGGAUACCCCGUGGUCCAACUGCUCCACACCCAGCGCGUCCCCGCGCCGAAAGCGCUUCCUGCUCCGCAAGUGGCUGAGGGUGAGGGAGCGGAAGGAGUGCAGUGAGAGCAGCAGCCAGCAGAGCAGCCAGCAGAGCAGCCAACAGAGCAGCCACGAUGAUGAUUCCAGCCGGUUCCUGAGUCCUCGAGUGCGCCAAGAAAGCACUGCCAGUAACUCCAACCGCAGCACACCGGCCUGCUCACCCAUCCUACGGAAGCGGUCCCGCUCGCCAACACCACAGAACCAGGACGGAGACAACAUGGUGGAGAAGGGCUCAGACCACUCCUCGGACAAGUCCCCAUCCACCCCCGAGCAGGGUGUGCAACGCAGUUGCUCCUCACAAUCUGGUCGGAGUGGUGGUAAAAAUUCCAAGUCUCACAAGCGCCUCUCAAAAAAAAGCCAGAGUUGGUACAAUGUGCUAAGCCCGACUUACAAGCAGAGAAAUGAAGACUUCAGAAAGCUCUUUAAGCAACUUCCAGACACGGAGCGCCUCAUUGUUGAUUACUCAUGUGCACUCCAAAGAGACAUUCUUCUUCAGGGCCGACUCUACCUCUCAGAAAACUGGAUCUGCUUCUACAGUAACAUCUUUCGAUGGGAAACUCUGCUGACAGUCCGUUUGAAAGACAUCUGCUCUAUGACUAAAGAGAAAACAGCUCGCCUCAUUCCCAACGCCAUACAAGUCUGUACUGAUUCAGAAAAGCACUUUUUUACUUCAUUCGGGGCCCGGGAUAGGACAUACAUGAUGAUGUUCCGACUCUGGCAGAAUGCUCUCCUUGAAAAGCCCCUAUGCCCCAAGGAGCUCUGGCACUUUGUCCACCAGUGCUAUGGGAACGAGCUGGGUCUAACCAGUGACGAUGAGGACUACGUGCCUCCAGAUGAUGACUUUAACACCAUGGGGUACUGUGAAGAGAUCCCUGUAGAAGAGAAUGAAGUGAAUGACAGCUCAUCCAAAAGUAGCAUAGAGACCAAGCCUGAUGCCAGUCCCCAACUGCCCAAGAAGUCCAUCACCAACAGCACACUGACCUCUACGGGAAGCAGUGAAGCACCGGUCUCGUUUGAUGGCUUGCCGCUGGAGGAAGAGGUGAUGGAGGGCGAUGGGUCCCUGGAGAAGGAGCUUGCCAUCGACAGCAUCAUAGGCGAGAAGAUUGAGAUCAUUGCGCCGGUGACCUCCCCUUCGCUGGACUUCAAUGACAAUGAGGAUAUCCCCACCGAGCUCAGCGACUCUUCAGAUACCCACGAUGAAGGAGAGGUCCAGGCCUUCUAUGAGGACCUGAGUGGAAGACAGUAUGUGAACGAGGUCUUCAACUUCAGCGUGGACAAACUCUAUGACCUGCUGUUCACCAACUCACCCUUCCUCCGGGACUUCAUGGAGCAGCGGCGCUUCUCUGAUAUCAUCUUCCACCCAUGGAAAAAGGAGGAGAAUGGAAACCAGAGCCGUGUGAUCCUCUACACCAUCACCCUUACCAACCCCCUGGCUCCCAAAACCGCCACUGUCAGGGAGACACAGACCAUGUACAAAGCGAGUCAGGAGAGUGAAUGCUACGUGAUAGAUGCUGAAGUCCUUACCCACGAUGUGCCAUACCACGAUUACUUCUACACCAUCAAUCGCUACACGCUCACCCGCGUGGCCCGGAACAAGAGUCGACUCAGGGUCUCCACAGAGCUCCGCUAUCGAAAACAGCCCUGGGGGUUUGUAAAAACUUUCAUUGAGAAGAACUUCUGGAGUGGACUGGAGGACUACUUCCGCCAUUUAGAGUCCGAGCUAACCAAAACAGAGAGUACCUACCUGGCUGAGAUGCACAGACAGUCACCCAAGGAGAAGGCCAAUAAGUCUUCAGCAGUUCGGAGGAGGAAGCGCCCCCAUGCCCACCUGCGGGUACCUCACCUGGAAGAGGUGAUGAGCCCUGUCACCACACCCACUGAUGAAGAUGUGGGCCACAGGAUCAAGCACGUGGCGGGUUCCACGCAGACACGGCAUAUCCCCGAGGAUACUCCCAACGGUUUUCACCUACAGAGUGUGUCCAAGCUGCUGCUUAUUAUCAGCUGUGUGAUCUGUUUCAGUCUGGUGCUGCUGGUCAUCCUUAACAUGAUGCUCUUUUACAAACUGUGGAUGCUGGAAUACACCACACAGACCCUGACUGCCUGGCAGGGUCUUAGGCUCCAGGAAAGGUUACCCCAGUCUCAGACAGAAUGGGCCCAGCUAUUAGAAUCCCAACAAAAGUACCAUGACACUGAGCUCCAGAAGUGGAGGGAGAUCAUCAAAUCCUCAGUGAUGCUCCUUGACCAGAUGAAGGACUCACUCAUCAACCUUCAGAAUGGCAUCAGGUCCCGAGACUACACGACUGACAGCGACGAGAAGAGGAACCGCUAUCAUUGACAAGGCAGGACCAGGGGUGGCUGCCAGAGGCCUGUGCAAUACAUGUACAUAGACCCUAUAAAUAUAUAUAAAUAUAUACAUACAGAAUAUAAAUAUAUAUUAUAUACAGAUUUUAAAAAAGAGAUAAUGCCUAUGUACCAGGGAGAAGGAGCGGGAACUCCCGCCCCCUGUGCCGGCCAGAGCAGCAUUUCCCCUCCACUGUGGAGGGACUGAGGAGGGCAGGGACCACCUCUCAGCACCGACCUCCCCUGAUCCUCCUCUUCCCACCUUCUGUUCCUCAUCCCUUCCCUUGCUGGCCAUUCUUGGCCCUUAGAAGGGAAAUGUGGCUAAGCCAAAGUUAAUGCCCGUGAAGACCCUUGGGUCUUAAAAGACGCUCAAGAAGGCAUUGCUUAAGGUGCUUCAUUCCCUAACCCUCUUUUGAUUUGUCUCUAGAAUAAAAGAGAACCUGUUCUUCCCCCCACCCAGCGCUUCCCCAGGCCUUCUCUUGGGAACAGGAAGAAUGGAGAGAGCAGGAGCCCCAUUCAGUGUCCCCCAGGAGACUGUUGGUUAGGACCACACUGAAAGCCAGGUGGCGAGGACUGUGACAGAGGCUGCAUCUGUGAGCCAGGGCUGUGGGGCUGUAGGCUCCUGAGCUCUGGCAUCUGAAGGGAAUUCUCCUCAGCCACCCCCACACCUUCUGACCUGAGUAGGUUGUGGACCCCCCACAAGGGCUGGGAAUCUCUAACUCUCCUACUUCCUUUCUCUCUGGUCUUCUCCCAGGCUGGAUCUGGGGGAAGUGUCACUUUUUAGUGCCUAAAGUCCUAUUGUUUCUCUGUGCCCUAAGAGCACAUUGUUCCUUAGCCAGGGUGGAGCCUUUUUGACCUUGUUAAAAAAAAAAAAAAGAAACAAAACCCCCAAAACCUCUUUUAGUGGUUAUAAACCAGUCAGGUCUGUGGCUCUAACUCUUCCCUUUGAGCUGUGAGUUUGAUGUCCAGGGUAAGUCAGGGUAUCCUAGUCCCUCCAGGCUUUGGGAGACAGAAUGAUCUAGAAAUGUGGAUUGCAGGGCUUGCCCAGAAUCCUGUAUGAGUAGUGUGCACAGUAGCCAAGCCUCUCAGAGUGCUAACAGCACCGUUAACUUUUGGUAAAGAACCAGUGUUAGCAAUAGAGGCAGUUGUAUGCCACUGUGUGGGAAAUGUAUGAGCCACCAGAGGGAGGAUUUGGCACAGAUGCGUAUAUUUGGUCAGGGAGAAGUCAAGUGAAACCUGGCCCCCACUGAGGCCACCUCAUUUCUAUGUUUCUCAGGUUUGGGAGUGGUGGUUCUGACGUGUGUGUGUGUGUGUGUGUGUGUGUGUGUGUGUGUGUGUGUGUGUGUGUGUGUGUAUCUCUCUCUAGUCUCUGGCCUCAGUAAGGUAUAAAGUCACCAAGAAAUAAAAGGAAGAUGCUACGUUAGGAACUUGAACUAGCCAGGGCCUUCUUAAUGGUAGCCCAUCAGGACUCAGGCUUUUAUAUACUCUCAAGGGACCCUUCUGGGCAGAUUCGUCAUUCUCCCUUACAGUAUUUCCUCCUCUUCCAUCCGAUGACUCAAGGAAUCCUGCCAGCCCCAGGCAGAGCCCAUGGAGAUCCAUAGUGGUAAAGAGUUGCUGCUGGAGCAAAGGCUUCUCUAAGCUGGACUUUUCUUCUCCUGGGCUUCUCAAGUUGAGAGGCAGAAGGAACCCCAGGCUCCCCAGAGUAUCCCUACAAAGAGAGCAAGAUGGUGCUGGUUAUCUACGCCAAAGAGAAGGUUACUUUCCCCUCUUAGCAUUGUCCAGGCAUUCCAGUUGGGCCGUGAAAGGAAGGCAUUGAUGUUGCAGUGUCCUGGAGAAGCAGGUCCUGGUGUUUCUUGAAGGGCAGAAUCAGGAAAUAGCAUAUAUCCUUGGAUCAUCCUCUGACGAAGGGAGAAGAAGGCUCAGUGCUUAGCUACCAUUAUUAUUAGCACUUUUCUGGAAUAACAGGGGUGAGGAAAUGGAUUCAUUGUUCCUCUACAGUGGUCAAGGCCGGAAGACCAGUUGGUUUUUCAGGGUUUUGAGGAAUUUUCAAGACCCGAGACAAAGAAGGGCAAACAGUACCAUUUGAAAUGCUUUUCAGUUUCCCCUUGGAAUAGCCAGAAUCCAAAAGUAUUCCCAGAAACUCUGAAAGCAAAGUUGGAAAUUCUCAAAUUUAUUGCAUAUGUAGUUAUUUACUUCAGUUGAACUGUUAAAGUAGCAGUGGAUCUUUUUGGAUGAUUUCAAAGGUAUUCACUGGGGGUGAGUAAAGUAACAGAAAUAGCCCCGACCACAGAGAGCUGCUUUUCUUUGGCCUGCAGUAUCAUUCAGGGGAGGAGAACACCUCAUUUGUCAGAGAGAGCGAGCCUCCUGCUUUCCAAUGGACCAGAUAGUAUAUAUACAUGAAGAACAGCAUCCAGGAACCAUGGCUUUCCUCUGAGUUGCUUUUGUCUUAACAUUAGCUUGGGCUUUUAAACCGGGAAGGAACCAACAACUUACAAAAUCCCCUCCCCACCCUUAGUCAUUGCAAGAGAAAGAAACUCACCCUUGCAGCCAAAACAAUUGCCCUGAACAAGUAGCAACCAUCUGCAGCAGGCCAUGCUUUGUGUGACUUCUUCCAGCUGGCAGGUUUCAUCUAUUUAUUUAUUGUAGAUAUAUAUUGAUCUUUCUUUAAGGAUUUGGUUAUCAAAACAGUCAAGUGCUUUUACUGAAGUUAGAGUGGAGAGAUCUGCGUUUGAUUCCUGACUGUGCUGUUGAAAAGUUGUGUGGCCUUGGUUAAGUCCCCAUCACUGAACUUCAGGAUCCAUUUGUAACAGGAGAGGGUCAGUAAGUGACCUCUAAUGUGGGUUCUAGGUUUGGCCUUGACUCAGAGAUUAGGCAAGAGGCUAGGGAGAUGCCGAGUUUCCAGUUUUGGAAGAUGCCCUGCCAGGGACAUGUUCUUGGCUAGGAGGUCUAGGGCACCCCAGCGGCAGGGACAGCCUUGCUCAGCAUUAACCCAGGAGACCGGUCCUUCCUCCUUUGGUCUAGUUUUAGUGUACUUUACACUUAGAGGAUAACGACAAGAAGAGUAGCAUUUUGGACUGAGGCCAUCUUCCACCUCCAGGCACUGUGAAUCCUUUGUACUGUCCAUACUCCUUCCUCACUGGUGGAGGACACAAUGGGAAAAAGCCAUUCCCAGUUCUAGAACUUCUGUUUUGCUCAGCCAAAACCCUGUCGUGGUUUGGAUAAAUUGGGAAACUUCUGCUAAAAUCCUUGGCUUGCCUUAGGACAUUGGCAUCAAGGAGUGGGGAGCACCAGGGAACCUCAAGAGGAAUUUGCCACGAACGGAUUCUCUACUUGCCCAUAGCCUCUCCUAUGCUGGGACUGGACCACUAUUACAGACAGCGUCUGUAAGAUGAGGUGUUGGGGAAAGGACUGGCUAGGGGAAGACUCUUUCUGGACUGUUUGCUCCCAGAAGGGUCCUUUCUGUGCCAUACCAUCCCGCUUCCCUGGCUCUGCAGGGCAGCCGAAGCCAGCCCCGCUCACCAGGGCGUAGGAGAAAUAGCACUCUUCAAUCUUCCCCCGGGUGGCAGGGCUAUGGUGGCCCUUCCUACACACCUGGACUCUGCCUGCCCUCUCCAGGACUCUCUCCCUUCCCCCAGCCCCAUCCCUGUUCCUAAGCCAUGGGGCAAUCAUUCCCAUUUUCCCUUUGCCAUUCUCAGCCCUUGGCUCUCCACUCCCACCUGCCCCAGCAGACUGGCCCCACUCCCUUCCAUCUCCAAGUCUUCUUCCAGAAGAUGCAUUUGGGUCUCAGAGGAGUGGGUUUUGGAAGGCCAUCUUUCAACAUCCCUGCGUUCCUGGUAUGAAGCAGGGCUUUGCACUUGGUGUAGAGAGCUCCCUCUCCCACCUCUCUGCCCAGCCUCGUUACCUCACUCCUGCUCCAGCCAUUGUGAUGGGCUCAGCCAGCUCCCUGUUCUGAUGUGCCACACCACAGCUCAGGGGUCUUAUGACUUGGAGGUCCUCAGCAGGCCUGGGAGCCCGGAUUGGAGCCUUGGCUGCUGGCGAGAAGCACUUAGCUGCCAAGAUUUGCCGAUGCCAGACGAUCUCCCCAGCAUGUGAAUGCUUAACGGACAUUGUCAUCUCUGCCCUUUGGUCCUCCUUGCUUCUCUCUCAGUACAAUAAGACACCUCAGAAGCAAAAUGGAAACGGCGGCCCUCGCUCCAGGCAGGACCUCAGGCUGUCUGGGGAGUUGGCCCUGGGCUUCUGUGUUGUGUGCAGAGACUGCACAGUAAAACAGUCACUUUUGCCAACAAGAAUGUGUGGCACCCCACAUCUCCUUCCCUUGCACUGUAGGGCCAGACCACUCUCUGCAUGGACCGGACCAUCUUCCCAAACCCAUGGUGCUUUUUUCCCCCCUCACUCAACCUAGACUCUGAGGUGGGGAGGGAUGGAUCAGAGGCCAUAGUGGCCCAUGGAUAACCCUGACACGGGGAGGAAAAGGGUGAGGCAGAGGGAGCAGCACCCAACACCUGCACUGGGCCACAAGUGGGAGAGAGCACAGGUUGGUUGCAGUUGAGUUGUCUGGCCGACUGUAUUCGGAUCUAUAACUGUACUUUGCCUGGCGCUGUGCGCAAGGUCUGAAAAAUACUGCUAGUACCUAGAGACAUACACGGCUACCCAGCCGAAUCUUAAUGUAAAGUAGCUAGAGCCAUGGAAGCCCAGUAUGAAUUAAAGGAAAAAAGUAUUGAAUUACAAAUAAGAAAUGGUGUGCGUGUUUAUUGCUUGGCCCAUCGGCAGUCCCUCACCCCCAUGUGUCCGAUGCCCCUAGAUAUGCUCACAGCAAGUCACGAAGGCAUGUGUGUACAGGCAUGUUGCCCACAUAACACACCUCCAUCUCGGGGAGGGAAGCAGCCUGAUUAAAUGGAAGGGCUAGGGUUUUGAUUUUUUAUUUACUUCGUGUUUGUUACUUCUUAUUUUUGACAAGUUCAUACAGGCUUAUAAAAUGCAUUGUGAUUUUUAUCUGACUCCAUUGCCCUCGUUACCCCUCCUAUCUAUGCUUGUUCUCCCUCCUGCCUUCGUGCCUUUGUAACUCACUGGGUCCAAUAGGUUGAUGUAUAAGCAUGGGUGGGGGGCUGCUUACUGAAGCCUGAGCAACUUACCAGUAGCUACACCACUGAAGAAAACUCUCUCUCCCCAAUAGAUCCUCAGGGAGGGGUUGGGCCUCAUGAGCUUCUACCCCAUCCAGGAUGGAAUAAAAGGCCCUAUCUUGCUCAGGUUUUAAGCAGAUACUAUGUAAUCAUGAUCAGUGGGCAAACAGUACUCAUUUCUAUCCUGGAUCCUAUAAUCUUUCUACCCCUUCUUCAGUGUGUCAAGAGCCUUGGAGGAGGAGAGCUUUAACUGUCAUUCCUGAGUACACUAAUGUGUCACUAUUAAGCAGUGGUGUGGCCGUGGGUUCCAUCUGUCAUUUCAAUCCUCAGUGUUUAGGAAUAAUGUCUUUUAUAAAGACACACAUGUAUCUAUCUCUUAGUAUGGUAGCUAGAACUGUAUUACAAUAAUUUUAACCUUCAUAUAUUUUUCAAAGAUUUAUUUUUUAAAUUAUGUGUGUACGUUCAUGUCUGUGUGUGCUUGUGAGUAUAGUAUAGGUGCCUUCAGAGGACAAGACAGGAUAUCAGAUCCCCUGGAGCUGGAGUUACAGGUGAUUGUGAGCCAUCUGACAUGGGUACUGGAAACUAAACUGAGAUCCUCCCGAAGAGCCACAAGCACCAUGGACCACUAAGCCAUCUCUCCAAACCCCUUUUCAGUCAGCAUUGUUGUAAGAGUUGUGGUGAAGCUGGGUGUGGCGUCACACAUCUUUAAUCUCAGCACUUGAGAGGCAGGCAGAUCUCUGAAUUUGAGGCUAGCCUGGUGUACAGUGCAAGUUCCAGGACAACCAGGGUUACACAGAGAACCCUUUGCCUCAAGGUCUCCCUCAAACAAAAUAAAACAAAAUCCCACAACCCAUUGUGGUGGACUGAAUCCUCAGUUUCUUGUUAUGCUUUUCCCUUUAGGGGAUCUUGGCCCUUUUAGGAAGCUAGAUACCGGAAGACAGAGUCGCCUUUAUGCUCCCUAAAUGCGAAGCCACCUGACCGUCCCUACAUUAGAUCUCCCUCCCGGUUAGCCUCUUCACACUUGGUUAGGAAGUGUGUGAUGCUAGACACGAGUGCACGUUUCUCCUGUGUUCUCUUGUGUUUGCGUGGAAGAUAGAGAGGAACGGAAGGCCAGAUGCCAUUCGUAGCAUGCAGUCUCUAGACUUCAAAGUAGUUUUCACUCUCUAGGGUAAGUCUCCUCGGUUCAGGAAGUGGGGCGGAUUGCAUGCUAGGUGGGAGGCAGAGCAGGCAGCAGCCGCAUAUUGUAAGCAGAGCACACCCAGAGUGUGUGGUCUUCAGAGACACUUUAUUGACAUGAACAGAGACUUUACUAGAAUCAUGGGCCUAUGCACAAGUGUGUGCACAUAUGUGCACAUGUACACACACACACACACACACACACACACACACACUUACAGACCUAAGAUCCUGGGGUCUGUUGAGAGCCUAACCUAGUAUUUGACAGAGUGUGUUAAUGUGAGUAGAUGAUCAGAUUGAUGAAGCACACCAAGGUCCUGUUUAGACACAUUUGCAGUGACUGCCUGAAUUCACAGAACUAAGGCUUUUUCGUUCAUAAAGCACAAGCGAGAGGAAGGGGUGCGUGCGUGCGUGCAUGCAUGCGUGUGUGUGUGUGUGUGUGUGUGUGUGUGUGUGUGUACCACACUUUGUUUUCCUGUCAAACCUGGAAAAGACUGAUGAUACACUUGAGAUAUUUCUAGCCUCUGUCCUGUCUCUUCCUUCAACAAUGUCAUCACAACUGUUUCCCUGUGGUUUGUGCCCAGUAGAUCCACAGAUUCUGAGAAAGGCAGCCAUCACUGUGCAGUUCAUAGUUUAUGUUUUGACAUGUAGUGGUAGUAUGAUGUGGAGAGGGUGGGCUACUGUUUCUUUCCUGUUCUUUUGUUUUGUUUGUGUGUGUGUGUUUUCCUUUUUUUUUUUUUUUUUUUUUUUGAGACAGGGUCUCAUAUAGCCCAAGUUAGCCUUUCACCUGAUAUGUAGCUGAAACUGGCCUUGCGUUUCUGAUCCUCCUGCUUCUAAGAGUGCACCACUGGACCUGGUGUGUGUGUGUGUGUGUGUGUGUGUGUGUGUGUGUGUGUGUGUGUGUGUGUGUGUGUGUGUGUGUCUUCAUGUUUACAAAUGUUUGCAUAUGGCCCGUAACUUGUGUGCAUGCACAUGUGGAGGCCAGAAGUCAACCUUGGGUAUCAUUCCUUGGGCACUGUCCACCUUGUUGGGUUUUUGUUUUGUUUUGUUUUUUUGAGACAGGAUUUCUCACUCACCUGAAGCUCACCAAGUAAGCUAAGCCAGGUUACUUGGUGAGGCCCAAAGACUUUUCUGUUUCUUCCUCCCCGGCACAGGGAGUACCAGAGUGUGCCUUAAUGCCUGGCUGUUUACGUGGGUUCUAGAGGUUGCACCUGGGUGCUCACGUUUGUGUGGUGAGCACAUUGCCUAGUGAGCUGUCUCCUCAGCCUUGCCUCUUUCCUUAACCCCACUGCUGUCUGUCCUGGCACAAUCAUGCUCUGAAAACUUCCUCUUCUACUAAUAAUUCUAGUUUGAUGUCUAGAGCGAUCCCAGAAACUCCAAAGAAAUCUGCAGUGUACAGUUAUGCGAGGGUGGAGAAACCAAAGAAUAAUGCUGCCAAACGGACUGAGAGUGAAGCCUAAGACAGGAGCAAGCACUGGGUAUUUCCACUCGGGGACUGGGGUUUGAUUCGAGACCUAGCUGACAGUGAAAGUCACAGGGCAAGAUUCUUUCUGGACCAACUGAGUUGAAUAGCCAAGUUCACAGAUGUUAAGCAGCAAGAAAGGGAAAAUCAGACCCAACCUUGUAUGACCUUCAGUAAAUGAUUGAGGAUCAGCCACGGGAAAUACCGAGCACCAAGACAAACAUUGGGAUUCCUAAGUGAUUAUAGCCCUUGAGAACUCUUCUAAGCCCUUUGGUAAGCAACAGUGCACCAGAAAACACUCCAGCACUGCACCCAUCUAGUCUGGGAUUCUAAGUCGAAACGUAAGAAGAAAUGGAGGUGGUGAUGAGUUUAAGUAGGAUGGUGAGUACCACGCCUUGUAGGUUAUAGCCACAAUCUUCCAUAAGGAAGCUCAAUUGUGAUUCUGGAUAAACCACCAUGUACAAACAAACCAGACAAAAAUAGAAUGGGAUGGACUCCCAAGGCAUGUGUCUAGCGUUCACCAGGAAGGCAAGGGUAAAGAAGCUGAGCAGUGGGAAGCAUAGAGGACAGUGGAGAGAAGAAAGGGCUGGAAAGGAGGGAGAAGACGAGAGGAGGGCGAAGGAAGAAGCAACGAUGGUGUCAUUGGGUGGGGAAGUGAAGUGAGACGCAAGAGGCAAGACUAGGACCCAAGCUCUCUGAGUACAACAGGCUGAUGAUUUAGUAAACCUACUUGAUGUCAAGAGGACCUCAGGUUCUUCAUGGUAGCAUUGAGCAUCAACAGUGUUCAUAUCGCUGGAGUAGUUGUGGAGGAGAGAGAAAAAAACCAGCCAAAUGCUUUUCAAGCCCUAUCAGCGGAAGGAAGGUACCAAGGAUGAGAAGAAUUGCGAUUUUAGAAAAUGAAAGAGAAACUGUCAUGUAAGGGACACAUGACUGAUGUCAUUCAGCUUCAUUAUGAAUCCUGAUGUCUAGGUUGGAAUUCUGUUUAGGAAGAAAGGGAUAAAGAGGAAAGGCAGUCACACAUACCACCUCAUCACAAGUUAGAUGCAUGGUUGAGCAGACAAUGGAAUGGAAGAAGUGGCUUGCUACCACCACAAGGUCUGGACUAACUAGCCCAUGGCUAGGUAAAUGCUGCAUUAAUUCAAGUCUAUUUCCCUAUGUAAAGUGUAAAAUAAAGUUCUCUUGUCUCUGUUAUUUGAGAAGCAUAGGGUGGAAAAUUAACUGGUGAGAAGAAGGGUCUUGAAUUUAUUGCAAAUGUUUUCUACAACAAAAUUAGAUGCUUUUCAUAUAUGUUGAGGGUCUUGUUUCAAGUAUGCCCCAGUGAUUGAAGGGGUGAAAAAGCGAGUCAUACAAACCCCCGUGGGAGUGGAGAAUGGUCUUUCCUACAGAUCUCCCCAGAUCUGAGGGACGUUUCUCUUAUUGAAUCCCACUUCCAUCUUUUUAUAUCCCAUAAGGCCUCCUGCCCUCGCUUAUCUGUAGGGGCUAAAGAAUAUUGCACUUAGAACAGUCAUUACAAUGAAUUAAUGAGAGAUUGAGUAAGAUCUUCUGAGGGGGAGGGGCAGUACACAAACACCAAGUUCCAAACAUUACAGAUUUACAGGCGAGGUAUUUAAAAGCUACACACCCAUCUUUUUCACCUUGUUCAUCAUCCAUUGCAGAUUAAAACAUUUUUGUUUGUACAGAUAUCACCUUCGGGUGCUAUGUCUUCUGGAGCAUGCUUCAGAUUCAUAAAUCUUUGUGUGAAAUUCUGCAGGUCUAUCUCAGGCCCUCUGGAUUUUCUUGCCUGUUUUCCAGUUCCCUGAAUUUAUCAUCGUUAGCUUCUGCUGGGCAAGUGGCAUGACUAUAGCCAAGUUGAAUGUCAAAGUCUUCAAAAAUAUCUUUCACUUCAGGGAAUGUGAGGUUGGUAGCAUUGAAAUCUCAUGCCUAGUCCACCUUAAUCCCCUAGAUGUCCCAUUCAUCCCAUGUGAGUCUCGGCUGCCUCCUGUAAAAUGAGGAAUAAUACUGAUCCACAGACACUGAGAAAAGAACAACUGAGCAAUUUCAGUCUAGAAAGGACACACAUCCAUGUUUUCAAUAUCAGGACUAUGUUGUAUCACUUUCAAGACCCAAUGAAAUUGCCUUGGAUCCUUCCUUGGCUCUUGGAAGUCCUGGGUUUGCUGCAAACCUUUGGGAUUAUGGAGAUCUAGCCCUGAAACACUAAGCUCCAGAGCAUAUUCCAGGCCAAAUGGAAGAUGUUCCUGGAUACCCUGGAGGAGCAUUUCUGCUUUCUGGUGCUGAGAAGCAGGGCAUGGGCUUAGGAAAGGAAAAACUGACUUCAGUGAAUCUAAGUGCAUGGCAUGCUUUGACUUUAGCCCAAACUAACCAGUGCUUCCUUGGGGUUUACAUCCAUUGUUUUUGUAGCAGUAGAGAACGACUCAAUUGCAGACAGGGAAGAGGGGCACACAACUCUCCAGUACUUAUGUAAAGUCAUUUGGACCAUAAGGGACAACUUUAGUUAAGUUAGGAUCUACUUGCUUGAAAGCAAGGACAAAGUGAGGUGUAGUCCAAGUAGAGGUGUUGGCUCUUCAGUUCAGGUGAGAUGUUCCAAUAGAGUUCAGAAGUCAGGCAAAAUCUCACAGUUGGGUGGGUGGUUGAUGAAUAGAAAUAUGGAUGCAUUGGGACUUCUGGGGCACCUUGCUGAUGCUGCUGACAUCACUGAACUGGGAAUAUCCAAGUCCCUCAGUGCUCAGAUCACCUACCAGCAACAGAAGAACUCGCUGAGAAAGAAAGUCCAGCCCAGCCCUCCCUGAAUACAUUUGGACCAAAGAGGGAAUGGAAGAAUUAUUAUGCCUUUGUUAUCAUGAGCAAGGGGAUUGGGUUGUCCAACAUUCAGGCCAAAGUAAAUUCAGCUUUUGAAGGGUUUGACAUAAUGUGACUUGAUCAUUAACUUAAAGUACCCAGGGGGCAGGACUGCUAUGCAGAGUAGAAAAGACCAAAUUGAAUGUCACUUCAGUUGUAGAUGCCAAAUGACAUUUGUAUGGCAUGCCAUGCACACCCACCUUACCCUUCCUAAACCCUGUACAUCACCUCAAGUCACACCACAUUACUCCUCCACAGGCACCACAGAGUUCUCCUUGUUCUCUGAAGGGAUAGCAAGGUAGUCAGACCUGCAGAGGGCGUGGGAGGGAAAGAGAGGCAGCGCUUUAGUAGUCAUUGGUGAACGGGUAGGAAAUGGGAAGGUAUGUGACCCAGGGACAAGGCUGUGUAUGGAAGAGUUCUGUGUUUCCUUAUGGGUAGGCCUUCCCGAGACAAAUCUACAGUUUGCCUCUCAGCAGAUAUAGCAAUGACCCCUCCCAUAUUUGCAUAUGAACACCUCCACCAACAGUGCAGACAUCACCUAUCAUCAUUCUAAUCGUCUUCAGGGUAUAGAUUGAAAUUUUGGCUAAACCAAAUGGCUAUGCAUUUGUGUUUUCACGGUUGCUUUAAUUUUCAUCUGCCCGGUUACUGGUGAAGUUGAGCAUCUCCAUAUAUUUGCAAGCUGUCUUGUUCUCUACGUCUACAAUUUCAUUUUUCUUCUGAAAUAUUUAAGUUCUUUUAUUGUUUCAUGUUUUGAAAAUUUGUCUCAAUCUGUUAUUAAUAAGUUUUCCUAUAACUUCUUAUCAUGAACAAUUGAUGUUUUAUAUAUAAUGUAGUGAAAAUUAUUUUUCCCCAUCUUUGAUUUGUACUUUUGGUAUUUUAUUGAAGAAUUUUCUCUGUAAAAUAUGAUGCUUUAAAUAUAUAUUCUUGUUCAGUUAAAAAAAAGAGAAUUUUCUGUGUUUACAUGUAAAUUUUUUCUACUCCAUUAGUGCAAUUUUCAAAUUUUACAUUUAAAAAGACUUCCAAUUUAUUUUGGCUUGUAGAGAGAUGGAUAAUAUAAACUUCUCUCUGCUAGCUUCCCACUCAGCCUUAGCCAAAAGGCAGAGAAGUCAUUGUCUUAUAUCCUUAUAAGCAAUCUUUAUAGCCCCCAAGACAAAUCCUACCACCAUCAUCUUCCAGAUGUGCUGUUUUUGCUUUGAACUGACUUAGGUUUGUGGUGGGCAAACUUGGCCUACAAGUAUAGUUACCUGUUUAAAGUGCUGUAAACAGAAAAACCCAGAGGAAUACUGUAACCAGAGUUCCCUAUGGCUUUGCAAAACCUAAAAUAGCCAAACUGUGCUUUGGAUUAAGGUAUUCUUGGCCCUUUUCCCUCCUGUGUGACCUUUAAAAUGAAUUUACCGGACUCCCCGAGAAAUCCAAUAGAGGUUUUUAUUGGAAUUUCAUAGACUUUGAAGAUUAUUUUGGUUAAGAACUGCCUGGGAGAGUUAGGUUUCAGUCUCUAUCCUUUUGCUUUUUCUCAUGUUUUUCAGUAAGAUUCUAUAAUUUUCUCCAUAGAGGUCUUUCACGGUUCUUUUUUUUUUUUUUUUUUUUUUUUGUCUUUAUUCUUAGGUACUGGUGAACAUUUGUUAACUAUUGCAAUUAAAAGUUUUUUUUUAAAGAUCUUUUUAUGUGUAAUGGAUGUCUUGCCUGCAUGUAUGUAUGUGUACCAUGUGUGUUCUUGGUGCCCAUGGAGAUCAGAAAAGGGUGCUGAAUCCCCAGGAUCUGAGAUGACAGACAGUUGUGAGCCACCGUGUAGGUGCCAGGAAUUGAACCCAGGUUCCUGCAAGAACAGCAAGCGCUUUCAACUGCUAAACCAUCUCCUCAGCCCUUAUUGCAAUUAAUUAUUUUUGUCUAAUUUAAGGAUUUAAAUGUGCUUCUAUAUUGGUUGCUUCUACAUCGGAUUCUUACUUUGCUGUCCCUCAGAGACAUAUUUUGAGAAAUGUCCUAUGAGGUGAUCUUGUCUUUGUAUGUAUGAACAUCAUAAAGUAUAAGCACAUAAACUAAGCUGUCAGUAGGUGGUGUGAUUUUAUGGGACCACUGUGGCACACGUGGUCUGUGAUUGAAUGAACAUUAUAUGAUACAUGAAUGAUGUUGAAUUUAUAUCGGCAACCUUCUUAACUAGGUUGCUUAAGGAAAUUUUGUGUAGAUAAUGGUACUUUGGGUGUAAGUAAUGGUAAUAUACUUUCCUUCUUUGUAAACCUUAUCCCACUUUUAUUUAUGAUGGUUAGCAUUAAUUGUCAGUUCAAUGCCUAGGAGGCAAGUCUCUGGGCACACGUGUGAGAGAUUGGGUUAGCCUCUAAAAAUAUGAAAGGUUGUUUGAUUAUAACCAAUACAGAACAUCCCGUCUUAACUGUGGGUGGUGGCAUCCCCUAGGCAGGGAUCCUGGGCAGUAUAAAAGGGGAGGAACUGGGCGGGGCAUUAUCAUGCAUACAUUCCCUGCUGUCUGUUCUUGACUGUGGAUGUAAUGGGUUUAACGGAUGUAAUGCAAGCAGUUCUCUCAGAUUCUCCCCACUGUGACUUACCUGGACUUUGUAACCUGAACUGUGAACCAAAUAAACCCUUGUACUCAUUUCAUA